Opisthorchis viverrini is the source of this 780-nucleotide messenger RNA. RefSeq lists its product as hypothetical. Lineage: Eukaryota; Metazoa; Platyhelminthes; Trematoda; Opisthorchiida; Opisthorchiidae. The transcript has 2 exons. The record is from RefSeq and is a predicted model, not a curated record. Bases 1 to 780 code for a protein of 259 amino acids.
AUGUUCUUUCCCCAAAUACUUAGCAUCUUCUUGCACGCAUCUCUAAGCCUGUCUUCAAAUUGCCCAGCGAAUUUCAAACUUCACAUUGCUCAGGUUUGUUUGGUCCAGCGACCGGGAACAAAAGGGUUUUGUAACGCUGUUCAGAGCUGCGCGGAUUACGGAAAACAACGGAACCAACUGGUCUUUUUGAUUGGUCGAAACGCUCCUCUGCUAGCCUUUAUUGUGCAACCCUUAAAACCUGUGUACACAGGACUUAAUUGUCUGCUGGAAACUCAAGUCGAUAAGGACACCGUUUGGCGCGAUUUGGAUCCACGCAGUCCAGAAUACAGCAUACCAUCAACGAGUAUAAUUUGGAGUGAAAACCAUCCAAGGGGCAAUAGACCUUUUCUCCUGUGGUCUCCCAGGGAAAUUACAAUGCAGGACUUUGCAGAGGAAGAUUAUCCACAGUCUUUGCAAGUUUACUGCGAAUACGGAGGACCGAUUCCAUGUGGGGAUCGACAGAUCAGAUUUCGAAGUGAUUUCCCCCUAACUUUACCGGAGCUGGUUCAGGCAAACUUUCAUUUCGUCGGAUGUCCGUACAUUACGACCACUCACACGAAACUUGAUUGUGCGCGAGGAUGCGCACUCGAUUCUGCCUGUCGAUCAAUCUACUAUGACCACAUCACCGGCAAAUGUGUCCAAAUGAUGCACGCCGAUUCACUACUACCAAAGUUGGUCGGAACAGGCGGAAAUGUCUGGAGCCGUUUCGCAAAAGUCUCCGUGAAUUCCGUCACGAACUAA